Messenger RNA from Penicillium canescens, 255 nucleotides. RefSeq lists its product as uncharacterized. The coding region runs from base 1 to 255 and encodes 84 amino acids. The transcript has 2 exons. NCBI's taxonomy places the organism in Eukaryota, Fungi, Ascomycota, Eurotiomycetes, Eurotiales, Aspergillaceae. The record is from RefSeq and is a predicted model, not a curated record.
AUGGCAGUCUUAGCUUUGUUCCUUGUGGAACCCGACGAUUGCAGUGAAGACGAGGCCGAGAAGGUCCUGAAGGAUGCUCGGAGUGGCAUAAGGAAAGCCGUCGAGCAAAAGAACCUGCAUGUUAGAUGGCUCGUCAUGGGCUUCCCGUUGGGGAUAGGCCCGAUCUAUUCCAUGGAAGUUCUUUUCGAUGGGCCACCCGAGUUGUUGGACGAGGUCCCUCGAGGCAAACCUGGAGUAACAGGAGACCCGAUAUAA